GUCAUUAGGCUGACUACCUAGGUACUUUGGGUAGGCAGCGAGAGCACGUAAACCUUGGCAUCAAAUGACACUAGAAAGGUAAAUGUAUUUGCGGCUGAAGACUGAGCCUUGAUUGCCUACGAUGUGACUCACGGCCUGUUUUUAAACACGCGAGGCGUAUAUUGUACAAUUGUUGUACAAUAGUUUUCAGGAUUAUUGUGAAUAAAUAAUGCUUUGUUCUUGGUAACAGUUAAAGUAUACUGCAUGUUCGCCUGCAUGUUAUAAUCACGGCGAUUCACCUCAUUUUCUUCAAAUCUUAUAACAACUCGACAAGUACCAUAGUACUCUCCCUUAAAGACAUCUUGAUUUAACCCACGCAUUUAAUAAUAUGGCUUCACAACAUCCCCCACCAUCGCCUAUGGAGCUCUACGGACUCCAGGAGUCUGGGCUCCACUUCCCUACCACUACAAACAGGGUCGUCAACUUUCCCCCAGAUAUCAUCCGGAAAGACGCGUUUGAUACCCGCAUUGUCAUACACGAUCGCUUCCCUGGCCUGGUCGAUCGGUUUUUAGCUCAUAAGCGUACGCAUGGAACUUCUUUAGAAAAGCAGCUGUACGGCGCGGAUUGGAGCUGGCAGCAUGAAGUGCAGAGACUUAUAGAGAAGCGGCCCCUGUCCUUCGUUGGCCCAAACGACUCGACUCUGCUACGUACCGGAGAAAGCUACCCAGUCGCAACUGAAUUUUGGGAUACAAUAGGCGCUGAAGGUACACCAUACGAACGCCUGCGAGAAUAUCUGACCUACGACGAGAUCAUGCUCAGCAGUUUGAUAGGAGUCAGUGGCCCAAGUUACUUUAUUAAUUCGGGCAGCCGCUAUAAUAAUGCUAGGCCUCAACCGCCAGGGACGUUUCUGCCUAGGGGUAUCAUAAUAGGACUGGUUGGGCCUCGAUUCGAGCGGCUGAUUCAUAUGGAUUCUAAUUAUAUCUUGGACGGCGUAGUACAGAGGCAACAGCACCCGGAGCUGACGAACAUCUUCUUAGAAUUCUUUGGCCAGGGAGAAUUUGUUCAAGUCCGCCGCGAGGGGUUCAACACGCGUGCCUAUAUUGAGCGUAUCCGUAUCUCUGCCGACAUUCUGCUUAUGGAGGCAAAUGACCGCGCAAUGGCUAUGGGGCGAAAGGCGCUCGUCUACAUAGUAGGUUUGGGCCUCGGUGUAUGGCUAUACCAUCGCCUUCAACCUGAACUUUUCGUCCACGCUUUCAGAGAGUCGGUCAUGGCUCUAGGGCGGAAGCUGACACAUAUUGGGACACUUAACUUCGCGUGGAUCGAUGUACCAGACGAUGUUCAGCAACAGAUGGGUGAUGCCGCGAAUCUACACAACAUCAUUGUCAUGUUUUCAAAGCGUAAUCCAGCUGACUUGCCCCAACCAGAGGACAAGUCUCAUUUACCUGUCCUAUCCUACGCGUGGGAUGGUAAUUCAUUUCCGGGUAACGAAUAUUGGGAGGGACAUCUGAGUGGCAGUGGUGAUCCAGCAGCGGCAUGUAUGAGUACGAUCGCCGAGCUACAUAAUCCCCUAGUCAACCCAGACUUUACUGAUCGUAUAUUCGUGAUAAACAGCUCGAGCCAGUAGCGUACCGUUAGGCCGUAAUUCACGUCCUAAGGGUCGUUCCAUGUCGUUGAGAAAAUGAGUGGAUCGUUUAUGUACCUGUCUUUUCAACUCUAUGAAUUGAUAAACUCAUAGUUACCUAUUCCCUACCUUAGUUCCGUACACAAUACCUUGAACACAUAUUUCAGCGAACAUGGAUGUUUCCUGUAGUGUAAAUAUUGACUUGAAUUAUAUACAUCUAUUCG
Messenger RNA from Daldinia caldariorum, 1824 nucleotides. RefSeq lists its product as uncharacterized. The transcript has a single exon. The coding region runs from base 368 to 1603 and encodes 411 amino acids. Lineage: Eukaryota; Fungi; Ascomycota; Sordariomycetes; Xylariales; Hypoxylaceae. The record is from RefSeq and is a predicted model, not a curated record.